Molecule: messenger RNA, 3319 nt
Organism: Phyllostomus discolor (pale spear-nosed bat)
Lineage: Eukaryota; Metazoa; Chordata; Mammalia; Chiroptera; Phyllostomidae
Gene: FAM174B
Product: family with sequence similarity 174 member B
Exons: 3
Coding region: 753-1400 (215 amino acids)
Source: RefSeq, a predicted model, not a curated record
CCUGCCAGAGCCCACCCCCAGGGUGAAAGGUGACACCUGAAGCUGUCAGUGUUCCAGAUUGCCCGUGCUCCAGGAAAGCCGUCUGUGCUCUCCAUCAAAUCCCACCCUCGGGCCUCACACUAGAACUUCACUUAAGCAUCAUUUAGCCUGCAAAUCAGAGACAGCCAAGCAGUUAUUCCUUGGGGUCUGAAGCCUCAGCCUCGGAGGGAGACUGACUUUGAAUCCCCCCAACUGCUGUCCACAGCGAAGUUAGGAAUGCAGAAAUGCACAUUCCGAUCCAGUUCAUAAGUGGAGGUGCAAAAUGUCCGAAUAACUGAAGCCAUGAGUUAAGAGACUUUUUGAGAGAAGGAAAUUAGGAGACACUGAAACACAUGCAAUGCACAGGGCAUCCCGCAAUCCACUUCACUCCAGACGGUUCAGUUUCCCCAUCAAUAAAACAGGGGUUGGCCUCCAGGUCCCAGAGUCUUGGAGUCUUACUUGGGCACAGUCUGGGUUGCUGUGAGCUGGCUCUCUGGGUCCUACAUCAACUGUUAAAUGAAAAUAACAAAUAGUUAUCUCCUAAAGGGGUUGUGGGACUGAAUGAAAUAAACGGAAACUGCCAGCACAGAGCAUGCACACGACUGAGCCUGGCUGUUAUUACUGCUUAAAGGGGCCCUAGAUCCUUAGGGUGAUUGGGGCCGCGGGUGAGCGGAGCGCAGCCCGCACCCCGGCCUGGUGGCCUGCCCCGCCCCCGUGGGGCCGCGGUCGGUCGGAUGACUCGGUGCAACGUGUGUGUGGCUGCGGCGCGGGCUCUUCCGGGCGCUGCAGUUUCCUGCCAAGCACCGCGCAGCCGCCUCGGCCGCAGGAGCCCCGGGCACAGGCCUCUGCGCGGGUGCUGGACCCGGGCUCAGCCGCGCACCCUGCUGGGCCCCACGCCACCCGCCCGCACGAUGCGCGCGGCGCCACUGCUGCUGCUGCUGCCACCGCUUCUGCUGCUGCUGCUAGCGCUCCUGGCCGUGCCCGCCGCCCACGCCAGCCGUGUCCAGUCCGCGGCGGCGCCGCAGCCAGAGCACCCGCCGCCUGGCUCGGGGCCUGUGAAUACCACCCGGACCCGGUCUGGGGAGGCGGCGGUGGCAGGCGGCGGUAGCUCCAAUAGCAGCGGCGACGCUCUGGUGACCCGCAUCUCCAGCCUGCUCCGAGACCUGCCCACCCUGAAGGCGGCCGUGAUCGUGGCGUGCGCCUUCACUGCCUUCCUCAUCGCCUGCCUGCUGCUCCGCGUCUUCAGGUCAGGGAAGAGGUUGAAGAAGACCCGCAAGUAUGACAUCAUCACCACUCCAGCUGAGCGCGUGGAGAUGGCCCCACUCAAUGAAGAGGAGGAUGAGGAUGAGGACUCCACGGUAUUUGACAUCAAAUACAGGUAAAACCUGUUUUCCAGCCUGUCGGCCUCCUGCGGAAAGUUGAUCGGCUGCAGCCUGAGUGUGAGGGCUCUGGAAGCCGUCUUUCCUCCGAGGUGUUGCAACCAAGACAAACAUUAUUUAUGAAACUCUGGCACGUUUGUGUGUGUCGCGCCUGCUCAGAAUGUCACCGCAGGAGAAAUCACCUCUACCACCCUCUGGACGCCCCUUUAAAAUGUCACCCCUUCUUCCUCCUCAAGAGGGCAAAGGGUAGAAAUGUGUUGACUUAAAAAUACUAAUUUGAAAGCAACUGUUGACAAAAGUAAAAGUGAUCAGAAGUUAUCAAGAACCGCUCCCCCAAAAAUCUACAGGAUAUCCAUGUGUGCAUUUAGGAUUUCUGACACCCUGCUCUCCCGGAUCUAUGACAUUCUAGAUGUCUAAACCUCUGGUGAUCUUUUGGGCUUGGUCAGGUUCUGGCCUUAUGUUGGGAAUGACUGUGUGAAAGUUCAAAGUGGAAGUGCAUAGGGCUGGUCAGCCCACAGCAGAAGCAUACAUGUUUGUGGCACCUUCCCUUACCUCACCUUCCCUUCUUUCUUCUUUUCCUGUUUGAAGGGUUCAGCAGAAUUAAGCAUAGCUAGUUCACAAAGAGUUUUGAAUAUCAGGACUGUAUUUGAAGUUGGUCUCGGCCAGGCUGGACUAGGAGCCCACCGAGCUCAGGAGGUAGCACGGGUGUGGGUCAGGGGUUCGGGUGGCUUCUGGAAGCGAGGACUUGGGUUGACUUCUCAGGUUGAUAGAGGCUCCCGUUGCGCUGUUUCCCUGGGGUCAAUGCUUCUGCUAAAGUGGACUGGCAGUGCCUUUGGGGCCCUGGGACUCUGUUCUCUCUGGAAAGGUGUUUUGUACUUUUUUUAUCUCCUCUUUUCUCUUCUGGCUCUCUGCAAGGUUUGUGUAUUUGCCUGUUAAUUGCACCAUUGCUUUGGAUAAAAACUCUAGCCUUUCCCUGCUCACCCCCUUUUCAGAUUCUUCAGUCUCCUGAGAAGGGGCUGCCAGAGCCGCAGGGUCCCCUGGUUCCCAACCCCCCUGGGCACAGUGCUCCGCAGCUCUCGCCUGUAAGGACCAUAUGUUGGCCUCUGCAGGAAACAGGGGACCCUUGGGGAGACCGUUAUGAGAAGAGUGCUUGCUGCAUGGAACCCCCAUGGCAUGCCUGCUCCCCUCUGAUGUCACUUCCUGUGUUGACGUUCCUUUUCCUUUUCUCUGCUGUUUGCCAGAGGGCAGGCCUGCUUUGCCUCUUCCCUCCGCAGUGUCCUCCUGGGUCAGACUGGUGACUCCGAGGGACCGGCCACAGAGAAGCUGUGUGCCCCCUGAACCUUUGAACUGGGACUGCAGCUCACACUUGCCUUUUCGACAACUGUCAGGGAAUGAAUGAUCAGCGGGAAAGCUGGGUCCCUCUGCCUUCCUCCCAAACACCGGCUCCGGCUGCCAGGUGCUCAUCGCCAGGCCUGGCAGAAGCAGUGGAGAAUGACCUUCCAAGUUAUGGAGCUCCAGCACUGUAGGCUCUUAAAUAAAACAAAGAAACAAACAAACAAACAAUAACAACAAUAGCAACAACAACAAACAAACCCUUGGGUGUGAACCACGUGUGUACUGGCUUGGAUGUUUUUGAGAUGGAGGCCAGCAAGGUGACUUUGAUGAUCAGGGAUGAGGACACAAGGCUGGAGUGGGAGGAGGUGGGGCCCCGUGGGAGGUGCCUGGACCUGGUGGUUUAGAAAAAAAACAAACAGAAAUAAAAUGACCCUUGCGGGAGAAGGGGGGCAAGCUAUUAUUUCAUAUAUAUUCUUAGGCCCACCUAAUCAUUUCUUGAGAACUGCCUCUUUGGUUAGCAAAUACGGAACCCUCAUCGUUUUUGGGGAGUCUCAGGGUAUCUCCAAAAAUAGGUAACUAGUUGUGUC